GGUAGAAGAGCAGACUGCAUGCAGUGCAGAGAGAGAGAGAGAGAGCUGGGCGGGCAGGCACCAUCCUCCCUCCCCAGUCCCCACAACACAAGGCCACCCAGGACCGGAGGGAAGGGAAGGGGCGGCCAACCGAAGAAUCCUCCUCCUCCUUACUUGCGCGCAGAUCUCCAUCCGUCCCUUUGUCUUUCUGAGGACUCUGAUUGGGGAGGAGUGAAGCUUGUUUUCUUCCUCUCCGAUCCGGCAAUCCGGGAAGGGAAGGCAAUCCGGCCAGGCAUGAACAAGCAGCAGCAGCAGGCGUACGGGUACGGGCAUGGGCAGUGCGACGUCGUCCCAGGCUACUGCUGCUUCCAUCCCAGGGAGGUGGUCGUCGGCGUCUGCGCCCACUGCCUCAAGGACCGCCUCCUCCUCCUCCUCGCCGCUGCCAACAGCAACGCCGGCGACGACGCCGUGCGCCGCAGGAGUAGGAGCAGGAGCAGGAGCAGGAGCAGGAGCAGCAGCAUCUCCCUCCCCAAGGUCUUCGCGCUCGGCUCCUCCUUCCUCCAGCGACUCGACUCCCGACACCACCACCGGGGGCGGGGGGACCCCGACAACAACUGCUACUCCGACGACGACGACGACGCCGUCGCAAGCCUCGAUGAUUCUUUCAUCUCCAUCAAGUUCGAGGACAACGGCAAGGCGACGUGGGACAGCCAGAGCCAGCACAAGGCGGCGGCGGAGGAGAAGGCCGAUGCGGAGUCAGGCAAGCCGGCGGCCGCCGCUCCCGCGACAAGGUCGUCGUCGUCGUCGACCGUGGUGGUGGCGGUGGAGCACGUCAAGCGGGGCGGCGUCACCCGGUGGCGCAAGCAGGUGGUGGGGCGCUUGCUGCAGCUGGCGCGCUGGAGGAGGUCGUCCAAGGCGGGCGGCGCAGCGGCGUGCCACGUCGCCGGGCUGGACGGCAAGAAGGCCGCGGCGGCGGCGGAGCGGUCCAAGGCGAGAGGAGGGAGAGGCUGGAUCCGGAGCCUCACGCGGAGGCGCGCGCACGGCGACCGGGCGUGGUAGGUCGUAAGGUCUGGCCGGUCGGCGCCGGCGGGCCAUGGUGUCCGAUGGAUGGAUGGAUAGAUCUCCCGUUCCUUGCUUCCAUCGAGUGUUGUGUACGUACGUACGGCUUGCUUUGCAAUUCAAUUGCUUGCGUGUACAAAGUGAGUGAGUCUGCGUGAGUGCCUCCUCUUACCUAGCUACAGGUACACUACUACUUCGUCUGUUUGUGCAUACAGUUUGUAAUAGCGGUGACCACACAUAUGAAUCAAUCAUAUAUCCAAUGAUCAUCAUGCAAGAAUUAUACUA
Sorghum bicolor (sorghum) is the source of this 1323-nucleotide messenger RNA. RefSeq lists its product as uncharacterized. The transcript is spliced from 3 exons. The record is from RefSeq and is a predicted model, not a curated record. NCBI's taxonomy places the organism in Eukaryota, Viridiplantae, Streptophyta, Magnoliopsida, Poales, Poaceae. Bases 19 to 1038 code for a protein of 339 amino acids.